This is a messenger RNA of Candidozyma haemuli, 486 nucleotides long. RefSeq lists its product as uncharacterized. NCBI's taxonomy places the organism in Eukaryota, Fungi, Ascomycota, Pichiomycetes, Serinales, Metschnikowiaceae. Gene Ontology annotation, cellular component: mitochondrial inner membrane; mitochondrion. Bases 1 to 486 code for a protein of 161 amino acids. The record is from RefSeq and is a predicted model, not a curated record. Gene Ontology annotation, biological process: mitochondrial respiratory chain complex IV assembly. The transcript has a single exon.
AUGGGCUGGUUCGGUGGCUCACCCUCAAAAGUGUCUUCAGUAAGUGAAGUUCCCGAAAAGAAAGAACCAGUGUUCCUUGAAGAUCUACCUCCAAAGUUCGAAGACAAGGAAUCAAACCAUCACGAUGAGGCUACCUAUCUAGCAGCCCUCAACAAAGUCAGCAUCAGCGACUUCACAUUAUCCAAUUACGUUACAAUGCCAUGCUUCAGAGAAGCUAUGCUUACUGGUUUUUCUGCCAUGGGUGUUUUGGGUGUGGUGACGCUUUUAGUCCACAAGAACCCUAGCAGAUCUGUGAAUAUCGGUAUUGGAGGUUUCUUCUUAGGCUCUGUUGUUGGAUUUGAGCAGUGCCGUUCUAUACGAAGAAGGUCUUUCCAGAACGUGGAGAAAGCCAAGCAAGCUAACCAGGCCAGAAUGCAAGGCAAGAUUGACGAUAGACAAGAGAACGACGAUGCGUUGGAGAAGUUCAACGAGACCCAGAGAAGAUGA